AUGAUCUCUUUCCUAUCGAGGCACGCAAACUCCCAUCGUGUCCCAGAUCACAUUCAGUGUAUAAAAAAAGGGAAGUCUACUCAUCCAUCAGCUCUUCUCGUAUAUCUGUGCGGUUUUACGAAGCAUCUAAGCACAGUUCACUCGCGUUGA
Molecule: messenger RNA, 150 nt
Organism: Linum tenue
Lineage: Eukaryota; Viridiplantae; Streptophyta; Magnoliopsida; Malpighiales; Linaceae
Source: the annotation of a GenBank genome assembly